GUUUGCGUCUCUUUCUCUCAAUGCUAGGGCUAAUGUAACAAAGUACACAGUGAUUUGUUUGUUUUUCGUUCGCAAAGAGGAUGCGUUGUUAAACGCGUAUAAAUUCGAUUGAAUCUGGCUAGCAAAUCAUCACACACUACACAGGUUUCCUAGUGAAAACACAUCGGAUUAACGCAAAUUCAUUUCAUUUUUCAACUGUGCAUUUUGUGUGUGAUAUUAUUGGUAAAUUUUUAACAAACAACGAAAUUAUUGGCAGUGUGAAUCAAUUUUUUUUUCGAUUCAGCGAAAAACGCUAAAUAAAAAUAAAAUUUGAAAAAAUCCGUGUUCAACUUAUUUCGAGAAAAUCAACGCUCAACUCAAACAUGAAUCGUUUAUUAAUAUUAGCAUUCAUAUUUGGAUGUGCAUCUGCAUUGCCUGCAGCGGAUAGAUCGUGCGAUUGCGUUUGUGGAGUUCGUGGCCGAAACAAUCGAAUUGUGGGUGGACACCAGACAUCGGCGAAUGAAUAUCCAUGGAUGGUUGGACUUUAUCGAAACGGUCGACUUUACUGUGGCGGCGCUCUCAUUUCCACCAAACACGUCCUUACGGCAGCCCAUUGCGUGCACUCAUUCGAUCGAAAGGAAAUCAAAAUUCAUAUUGGCGGUCACAAUAUUUCCACCGAUUUCGUUGAUACUCGUCGAAUCGGUCGAAUUUAUGAACAUGAAUAUUUCGACACGGUUACAUUUGAUUUUGAUAUUGCCAUACUUGAGCUGAGUAAACCAGUUCAAUAUGGACCCAAAGUUCAACCAGCAUGUUUGCCACAAACACAAUUCGAAGACUACUCCGGCAAAUCGGCCAUGAUCGCCGGCUGGGGACGUUUAGGUGAACAAGGUCAAACUUCGGAUCAUUUGCGCCAGGUGAUUGUUCCAAUUUGGUCAACCGAAGACUGUGGUAAUUCGGAUUAUGGCAAAAAACGUCUCACCGGCAAUAUGAUGUGCGCUGGUUUUAAAGAUGGUGGCAAAGAUGCAUGCCAGGGCGAUUCAGGUGGUCCAAUGCACAUCGAAGGCCAAACUGGCAGCAUGGAAGUGAUUGGCGUCGUGAGCUGGGGAAGAGGUUGUGCUCGACCAAAACUUCCCGGAAUUUAUACACGAGUCUCAAACUUUUUGCCAUGGAUUCAAAAACAUCUGGGCAACACUUGUAUUUGCUCACCGAAAAAAGGCAUCCGAACCGGGUUCUUGGAAACACUCGCCGAAGAAAAUGAGAAUAUUAUUGAAGAUGAUGCAGAGGAAGAAGAAGAAGAAGAAGAAGAAGAAGAAGGAGAAGGAGAAGACGAGUACGAAUAAACAGAAGAAGAAAAGUGAACAGUUCGAUUGUGUAUCGAAUGCACGUCUCUCUAGUCAUAUGUGAAUAAGUUCAAACGCACGAUAAACUGUUGCCCUUGCAGUUUUAUAGAUUUUAAAGAAAUUAGAGAUAAGCGUAUUUACUGUAUCGGUUAAGUUAGGCUGUUAAAUGCAUUUGUUUGGGCUUGACAGAAUUUUAUGAACUCUUUGUUAUUACGUUAACAGAAUUAUUGAAAAAAAUAUAGAAAUUUAAAUGUUGAUCAUAGAUAAGAAAUGGUAAUAAAAUGCAAAAAGAAUAUACUUAUUUGAA
Molecule: messenger RNA, 1626 nt
Organism: Sitodiplosis mosellana (orange wheat blossom midge)
Lineage: Eukaryota; Metazoa; Arthropoda; Insecta; Diptera; Cecidomyiidae
Product: trypsin-4-like
Exons: 5
Coding region: 363-1319 (318 amino acids)
Biological process (GO): proteolysis
Molecular function (GO): serine-type endopeptidase activity
Source: RefSeq, a predicted model, not a curated record